Strongylus vulgaris is the source of this 408-nucleotide messenger RNA. Lineage: Eukaryota; Metazoa; Nematoda; Chromadorea; Rhabditida; Strongylidae. The record is from the annotation of a GenBank genome assembly.
AUGGUUUAUUUAGGUAACAUUGAUUUUGUCGGUUUUUAUCAGGUAUUUGCUGAUGUGCUCACGGCCGAUUUGCUUGCUAUCGCAUUAAUUUCGACAAGUAACAUUGAUUUUGUCGGUUUUUCUCAGGUAUUUGCUGAUGUGCUCACGGCCGAUUUACUUGCUAUCGCAUUAAUUUCGACAAGUGUAGUACUCUAUGUUGUGUAUGCUUUCUUGAUGACUGACGCAAGUAUCAAUUUCUUGGAACAUUUGUAUACUGUAGUCGUACUGUUAAUCUUUGGAUAUGCAACUACACCAGCUAUAAGGACGUUGACCGAUACUAUAAGUACUGAUACUAUAUUUGCUCUAUCUUUUAUCACAGCAUUAAUCAGUUGUGUGUUCCAUGAUUACGGCGUCAAUGCUCCUAUGUGA